AUUACCACAUUUCCUCAUAGUUCUCCUGAUUUUCAAGAGAAUAUAAGACAAACAAUAUAUAUGAAGCUCCUACAAUAUUGGAGUCUUGGUAAAAUUAAAUGGACAAUUUAGUUAAGCAAAGAAGAAGGGUGUCAUUUUCUGAGGAUAAACUAGCGGAUUUUCCAAGGUUAUCAGAAUUGGCCAUAAACGAUAAUCCAGCAUUAAACUGGCUGAAGAACCAGUCAUAUUGGUACGAAAAAAAUGACUGCUACAACGAGAAAGAGAGCGAAUUCGCAGCUUCUGUUGCGGCUGCUGCAUAUGUUAUUAGAUCAAUGGAGGAAGCCUAUGAAGAAAGGGCGAAAAGGAUAAGAGAUGAAAUUAAGAGGUCACGGACGAAGAAAACCAAACCCAUAAUACCUAAAACUGAAGUGAAGAGACUAAACAAAUUAUUUACUCAAGAGGUGAAAAUUGGAGAGGAGAGUUUCAGGAAAAAACCGUUGGAGUAUUCACCAGAACAUCGUCUAGCAAAAGACAUUGGCUCAUCCAUCAGAGCAUCAGGACUCGCUUCAGCCCCAAGUAAAGCAGAUUCUUGGGAAAAAACUCAAAUGAAUAAGAUUAGAUUAAGGUAUGAGAAAAUGAAAGCUGAAAUUGUGGGCUGGGAAAAUGAGAGAAAGUUAGCAGCUACACUUACAAUGGAGAAAAGAAAGAGUGAAUGGGAGAGGAGAAAAGAAAUAAACAAUCAGCAUUAUAAGUCAAAAUUAGCAAGGAUCCAACUAAUUGCUGAUGGAGCCAAGAAACAGCUCGAAGAGAAGAGGAAGAGCAAAGAAGCUCAAGUUCAAGAAAAAGUAAAGAAAAUGCGUCGAACCGGAAAAAAUUCCAUCAAUUAUUUCUGCUUUCGAUGUUACUAAAUCAACAUAUUAUGUUCUAUCAAUUAUAUUAUAUUUGUGGGGAUGUCUAUGAAUUAAGAUCGAGAACUCAAAUCAUAAAUAAAAAAAUAAGACUUCUGUAUAUAUAUGAUCACCACGAUGCAUAUUAUUGAAUUUUUUUGUUCUUUUCUCU
Molecule: messenger RNA, 1038 nt
Organism: Thlaspi arvense
Lineage: Eukaryota; Viridiplantae; Streptophyta; Magnoliopsida; Brassicales; Brassicaceae
Source: the annotation of a GenBank genome assembly